Eleginops maclovinus (Patagonian blennie) is the source of this 3333-nucleotide messenger RNA. RefSeq names its product galactose-3-O-sulfotransferase 2 (gene gal3st2). The coding region runs from base 68 to 1879 and encodes 603 amino acids. Gene Ontology annotation, cellular component: membrane. The record is from RefSeq and is a predicted model, not a curated record. Gene Ontology annotation, molecular function: galactosylceramide sulfotransferase activity. The transcript has 4 exons. Lineage: Eukaryota; Metazoa; Chordata; Actinopteri; Perciformes; Eleginopidae. Gene Ontology annotation, biological process: glycolipid biosynthetic process.
CACACACAUACACAGAAGGGGAUCGGGAGACAGUCGCAGCAGGAGUUUAUCGGGUGUUUUCGGGGAGAUGCUGUCCCCACCGAGGAGAUGGAUCAGGGACCAGUCUCCGAGCUCUGUCGCCUCGUGUGUGAGGAGGGGGCUGUGCAGCAGGCGUCACUCUCUGUGGAUACUAAUCAUCCUGCUCGUGGUCUGCAUUGCCAUUCAGACCUUUGUAGCCCGCCAGGCCAGGAAUGACAAGCAGACAGGACUCCCACAUCUGAGAUUCACUGUCAACAAACAGCACCUGUUUCCUACGGUGCAAAAUGUCUGGGAAGGCAUCCAAUCUGCACUUGCAUCAAAGACGGACAUGAAGUCACCACAGACAGACAGAACUGCAGAUAUUCGCCAACAGAAUGAGGGGUAUCGAAAGCAACUGGAUUAUAUUCUGUCAAAACAUGUGGACAACCUCGCUGCAGACUCUCAAACUGAGGCAAGGAGAGUCUCUGCUGCGAAGCUGCUUCUACCAAAACACGCAGCAAGUCUUGGACUUCCAGUUCCUUUGGCGCUCAACAACACUAGGGACAUUUUUACUCCAGACACUCACAAUCCAUCCAGUUUUUUAAAGGCUCACAUCGACAGUGUAUCUACCAAGGCAACCUGCCACCCAAAGUCUCACAUUGUUUUCCUGAAGACACACAAAACAGCAAGCAGCACCAUCUUAAACAUACUGUAUCGCUACGGAGAAAGCAGGAACUUGACUUUUGCUCUCCCUCUGAACAAACACAGCCAGCUGUUUUACCCUUUCCUCUUUGCUUCAAAUUUUGUGGAAGGUGUCAGCAGCCGAAGUGUGAGGGAGUUCCACAUUAUGUGCAACCACAUGAGGUUCAGAAAAUAUGAGGUUGCAAAAGUGAUGCCUAGGGAAACCUUCUACUUUUCCAUCCUGAGGAAUCCUGUGGCCAUGAUGGAGUCCAUCUUUAUCUAUUACAGAAGCAUCCCAGCCUUCCACAAGACUCACAGCCUGGACAACUUCCUGAACAACAGCUGGAAAAGUUACAACUCAUCGGUGACCAACAACCACUACGCUCACAAUAUCUUGGCUUUUGACUUUGGCUUUGACAACAACGUCGCACCCGGUGCUGAAGACCUGGAGGAGAGAACCAGCGCGGCCAUUGCAGCCAUCGAACGAGACUUCCACCUUAUUCUCAUUUCUGAAUACUUUGAUGAGUCCAUGAUCCUGCUCAAGCAUGCCCUCUGCUGGUCCCUGGAAGAUAUUGUUUCUUUUAAGCUCAACAGUCGAAGUGAAAAAACACGCCACCAACUUUUACCAGAAACUGCAGAGAAGAUCAAGAGGUGGAAUGCUUUGGACUGGAGGAUAUACCUGCACUUUAAUGCCUCAUUCUGGCACAAAGUGGAUAGUCUUGUUGGACAAGAGCAGAUGAAGAGAGAAGUAUCUCAGUUGAGAGAGCUACAGACUGAGAUGGCUAACAGCUGCUUGAAAGAUGGCGGGGCAGUUGACCCGUCCCAGAUAAAAGACGUCGGGCUGAAGCCGUUCCAGUAUGGAGCAGCUGUAAUUCAGGGAUAUAACUUAAACCCAGACUUAGACAGACAGACCAAAAUUAAAUGUCAAAGACUUAUAACUCCAGAACUGCAGUACACAGACCGUUUAUACACCCAGCAGUUCCCAGAGCUGGCUGCUAAGCAUAGGCAAGAAACUAAGGCGGUGCCUCCACGGCGCCAGCGCUCUGACAGGACUGGUAGGGCUAUACCUGGAAGAGCCGGGGCAAGGGAAGCCCAUUACAGACAGACGAUAAGACGCAAAUUCUCUAAUAUCAAGAACCAAAAGGCUCCAAGUGCCCUGUUAACCCACCCUGACGCUAACAACAAUACAAGUAUGCCAUGAUUGGUCACUGCGACUAACUGUCAUGGUAAAUGUUUGUUUAAUGGUUGUUCUAAAAUCACACUCCCAUGGCAGUGUCCAUCAUAUCCCACAAAAUGAAAGUGUUACGAUGGACCAAACCACACAUUGUUUUGCAUUUGUUAUAGCCUUACAAAUACAGAAGCUAAACAUGUAAAGCUCUUCUUUAAGGUUAUGACACAGGAGUUGUUACAUGUGUUAAGUUAAGUUCAUUUAAUGUCAGUUAGGUUAUACUUCACUUUAUUGUCAUUUCUACUCACUAACAGUUAGAAAUUGAUGAUAAAAGCAACCAUUUUUUGCCAGUACCUCUAUUCCAUCUCAAGUUAAUACAAUUCUCUUGUCUAUUCCAUAUAAUGUUAUAACUCUCCAGCCCAUUUGACCAACUAUCACACAAAGGACAACACCAUGGUACUCCUAUUCAUUCAUUGCACAGCAAUAUCUUACAGUACCAGAAACUAAGCAGGCGGUGGGGGGACUAGAGUGUUUAUAACUAGUGCUUAUAAAGCCAACGCUAAUUGUUUUUCUACUAUUUCAACCAAUCGAUCCAAGAUCCAUAGUAUUGCCUUAGACCCACCCAUAUUUUAAAGCCUUGGAUUAAACGUCACACUUCCUACAGAGCAGAGAACAUCAACAGCACACUUGGCAGACUACAGUAAAAUAGCAAUUCAGGAAAUAUUACAUUAUUUUAUCAAUAAAUCCACAACAAUAUGAGGCUAUGAUGUGUUCAGUCAAAUCACUUGUGUAAGAAAUUCAUCAGUUAGAUAAGUUGAGUAAAACUCUUUACAGUGACUCUUCAACUGUUUCAUGUCCGAGGUCUGUUCACAUGUUGUUAAAUGUGUCAACGGACCAGAUGUUUAAACAGCAGUUUCUACCAGCCUCCCUCUGCAGAUUUCAUCACAGAGUUGUUCAUAAAUUCACAACAUAUCUGACAUCGUAAGAGUACAUGAUGAAUAAAAGUAUUCUGAUUAUGAAAGGGUAACUUACGUUGUUACAGGCUGCAAUGUGGAGUGGUUGGACAGAGCAACGCUAUCCCUACCACUAGCAAUAGCUUACAUAUGAGUCUUUAAGUAAAAACGGGUAAAAUGAAGCAUCUGCUGAUACAAUUGCAUAAUAAUACAGGGCCUGGACCAGGUGCAUGUCAUAAGACUGGCAGUCUCACACAACAAUGUACCAGUUGUCAGAAGACUGACGUUUAAGCCAACAGUCUAAAAGGCUAACAUGAUCAAAUGCACCUUUACAGUAGUCUCUGUGAGACCUGGAGCACAGCCUGGUGAUGUGCAGGAGAAUCCUCUGUGGGUAUUGAGGAGGAUCAGGUUCAGGCAUCCAGCCUUCAGUCCUCUGAAGGAUGUCUCGUUGCAGGCUUAGACCUUCCAAGAAGGCAGAGUCUGGUGUGGAACUGAUUCACAAAGAGGGGAUAUUAUUUUUGUGGUAUACUCAUU